AUGGUCUUGGCCAAAAGAGAUGGUUUAACAUUAAAAGAUCCAAAAGGAUUUGGAUACUUAAAGUCACUUAAGAACUUUUUGCAGUUUUGCCUAGCAUCCAAAAGGAAAGACAACAUGUGGUACUUAGACAAUGGAUGCUCUAGGCAUGUGACUGGAAAGUUUACAUUUUUCAUCAAGCUAGACAAGUAUGAUGGAGAUUUCGUAACUUUUGGCGAUAAUGGUAAAGGAAAGAUAGUGGCCAGAGUUCAGAAUGCAGGAGAUAAUUUGGUUUUGUCUCCUGAUGAAGCAGGAGAUUCCAGAACUGGUAAUAAUGUCUUGUGUGAAGAUUUUGGAAAACUAAUUACUAGUGACUUUGAUAUGAGUAUGAUGGGAGAACUUACAGUCUUUCUUGGACUUCAAAUCAAACAAACUCCUAGUGGAAUCUUUGUACACCAAGGUAAAUAUGCCAAAGAAUUGGUGAAGAAAUUUGGUUUAGAAAACUCCAAACCAAUGAGCACUCCUAUGCAUCUAAAUACUAAACUUGACAAGGAUGAGAAAGGGAAAGAUGUUGAUGAGACACGGUCGCAGGGAGACGAAACUGGAAAAAUGAUGAACUCCUCUAUAAGGCUUGAACAAGGCCCAGAAAUCUUCUGA
Arachis ipaensis is the source of this 633-nucleotide messenger RNA. Lineage: Eukaryota; Viridiplantae; Streptophyta; Magnoliopsida; Fabales; Fabaceae. The record is from RefSeq and is a predicted model, not a curated record.